Acanthosepion pharaonis is the source of this 1161-nucleotide messenger RNA. Lineage: Eukaryota; Metazoa; Mollusca; Cephalopoda; Sepiida; Sepiidae. The record is from the annotation of a GenBank genome assembly.
AUGAUGGCAGAAGAGAAAGUAAAGAUAGAAGAAAAAAGCUCAAAUUCUGAAAAUGUUGAUGAAAUUGGGGCUGCCGCUGGUGAUAAUUCGAAAAAGGCCUUACCCACAUGUGUCAUCGUGCUUGGUAUGGCUGGUUCUGGUAAAACCACCUUUGUACAGCAAUUAACUGCCCACCUGUUUGCCAAAAAAGAAGCACCAUACAUUGUAAACCUGGACCCAGCUGUUCUAGAAGUUUCUUUCCCUGCCAAUAUAGAUAUUCGUGAUACAGUCAACUACAAAGAAGUGAUGAAACAGUACCAACUAGGACCCAAUGGUGGAAUUAUCACCUCUUUAAACCUUUUUUCUACUCGUUUUGAUCAGGUGAUGAAAUUUAUUGAAAAAAGAUCCUCUGAAUGCAAAUAUGUUAUAUUUGAUACCCCUGGACAAAUUGAAGUAUUCACAUGGUCAGCUUCUGGUAGUAUUAUCACUGAAGCAUUGGCCUCAACUUUCCCUACAGUCAUUGUAUAUGUUAUGGACAUUUCCCGAAGUGUCAGUCCUGUGACAUUCAUGUCCAAUAUGCUUUACGCUUGCAGUAUUCUCUACAAGACCAAAUUGCCAUUCAUCCUUGUCAUGAAUAAAAUUGAUAUUAUAAGCAGUGAUUUUGCUGUCGAGUGGAUGACUGACUUUGAAGCCUUCCAAGAUGCCCUGGAGAAUGAAACCUCAUAUGUUUCCAAUCUGACGCGUUCUAUGAGUCUUGUCCUAGAUGAAUUUUACAACAAUCUUAGGAAUGUUGGGGUAUCUGCUGUGACUGGACAAGGAUUACCAGAAUUCCUUGAUCUAGUUGGAGAAGCAGCUGAAGAAUAUGAACGUGAAUAUCGUCCGAUGUAUGAGAAAUUGUUAAAAGAAAAAGAUGAAAGGAUUGAGAAGGAGAAGCAGAAACAAUUGCAGAAAGUGAGAGAUGACAUGAACGAGGAUGAUGUAUCAGAAAAUUUUGGCAAGCCUUAUCCUGGAGUUGCAAUUACUCCAGGAGUGAUUGAAGAAGAUAGUGAUGCAGAGUUUGCAGGAGAUACUGAUGAAUUUGUAGACGAAGAAGAACAAAGAGAACAUGAAUCAUUCAAGAAAUUCUUAGAACGGCACCGAGAGAAACAGAUAGAAAAAGUAAAAUGUCAGCCAAAGACUUGA